CGCCAAUAACAACCCAGUACUACUCCCGCCCUCUGGCUAAAGCUCGCGAGCGACGGUGGACGAUACCAAUGGACCCUUAGAGGUGGUCUGAGCGACAGCCAAAAUAACCAAUUAAUACGAGGUUCCCUCGAUCCCGGAACCCCUGUUCCCAGGCUAUGACCCCCAGUGCCCCAUAGACCUGGCGGGCCCCUCGCGCUUGCGACCCCUAUUUGUGGGUCUGGGUUGCUACUGGAGGGCCUUGCAGAGGGGCAGAGAAGGCAGGACCAUGGCAUCUAGGGCCUCUGAACCUCCCCCAGGGCGCAGCAUGACGGCGGGCAUCAUCAUUGUUGGAGAUGAGAUCCUCAAGGGACACACUCAGGACACCAAUACCUACUUUCUGUGCCGGACACUGCGCUCCCUGGGCGUCCAGGUGUGCCGAGUCUCUGUCGUACCUGACGAGGUAGCCAUAAUUGCGGCUGAGGUCACGUCUUUCUCCAGCCGCUUCACCCAUGUCCUCACAGCAGGGGGCAUCGGCCCCACCCAUGAUGAUGUGACCUUUGAGGCAGUAGCGCAGGCCUUUGGGGAUGAGCUCAAGCCACAUCCUGAGCUGGAAGCGGCCAUCAAAGCCCUAGGAGGGAAGGGCUGGGAGAAGCUGUCUCGGGUGCCCUCCUCUGCCUGCCUGCAUUACGGCACAGAUCCUCACACUGGCCGCCCCUUCAGAUUCCCACUGGUCUCUGUCCGAAAUGUCUACCUCUUCCCAGGAAUUCCGGAGCUGCUGCGGCGGGUGCUGGAGGGGCUGAAGGGACUGUUCCAAAAUACAGCUGUUCAGUUCCACUUGCGGGAGCUGUAUGUGGCAGCUGAUGAGGCCUCUAUCGCCCCCAUCCUGGCUGAGGCCCAGGCCCACUUUGGCCGCAGGCUUGGCCUGGGUUCCUACCCUGACUGGAGCAGCAACUACUAUCGAGUGAAGCUGAUACUGGACUCAGAGGAAGAAGGGCCCCUGGAGGAAUGCCUGGCCUACCUGACUGCCCGCCUGCCCCAGGGGUCGCUGGUCCCCUACAUACCUAAUGCUGUGGAGCGGGCCAGUGAGGCUGUGUACAAACUCACCGAGUCAGGGUCUUCUCUGGGGGAAAAGGUGGCAGGUGCUCUACAGACCAUUGAGAUGGCCUUGGCUCGGUACAGCCUCACCCAGCUGUGUGUGGGCUUCAACGGGGGCAAGGACUGCACCGCCCUCCUGCACCUCUUCCACGCUGCUGUGCAGAGGAAAUGCCCUGAUGCUCAAGAACCCCUCCAGAUCCUGUAUAUCCGCAGCAUCUCCCCUUUCCCCGAGCUGGAGCAGUUUCUACAGGACACCAUCAAAAGGUACAAUCUGCAGGUCCUGGAGGCUGAGGGCGACAUGAAGCAGGCCCUGAGCGAGCUGCAGGCACGGCACCCCCAGCUGGAGGCUGUCCUGAUGGGCACCCGCCGCACUGAUCCCUACUCCUGCAGCCUCUGCCCCUUCAGCCCCACAGACCCAGACUGGCCUUCAUUCAUGCGCAUCAACCCGCUGCUGGACUGGACCUACCGAGACAUCUGGGACUUUCUGCGUCAACUGUUUGUCCCUUACUGUAUCCUGUAUGACCGAGGCUACACGUCGCUGGGGAGCCGGGAGAACACGGUGCGGAACCCGGCCCUGAAGUGCCUGAGCCCAGGAGGGCAGCCCAUCUACCGUCCGGCCUACCUGCUGGAAAACGAAGAAGAGGAGCGGAACUCCCGCACAUGACCUCCCGCCCACUGGAGGAGGGAGGGAAGGGGGGCGUCCCGCGGUGUAGCCUGUCAAUAAACCACCUCUCAUAUGCCUGUU
Camelus dromedarius (Arabian camel) is the source of this 1819-nucleotide messenger RNA. It is a transcript of the gene FLAD1, whose product is annotated as flavin adenine dinucleotide synthetase 1. The record is from RefSeq and is a predicted model, not a curated record. The transcript has 8 exons. The coding region runs from base 266 to 1738 and encodes 490 amino acids. NCBI's taxonomy places the organism in Eukaryota, Metazoa, Chordata, Mammalia, Artiodactyla, Camelidae. Gene Ontology annotation, biological process: FAD biosynthetic process. Gene Ontology annotation, molecular function: FMN adenylyltransferase activity.